Molecule: messenger RNA, 619 nt
Organism: Prunus avium (sweet cherry)
Lineage: Eukaryota; Viridiplantae; Streptophyta; Magnoliopsida; Rosales; Rosaceae
Source: RefSeq, a predicted model, not a curated record
AUGAACCUCCUCACCAGAAACAGACCCAUAGCGAGACCAUGGCCCACCAGAAAACAACCCUCAUACAGGUCCCCGCUCAUCUACCUCACUCUCCUCUUUUCCCUCUUCUUCUUCUUCUCCUACUUCUUCUCUCUCACUCCCAGUUCUCUCCUCUCUAACAAGACCUCAAUUUCCGAUUCCCCAAAAUGCCCCUCCCUUGGAGGAGGAAAGUUCCUCUGGUACGCUCCCCACAGUGGCUUCAGCAACCAGCUUUCCGAGUUCAAGAACGCCGUUUUGAUGGCCGCCAUUUUGAACCGGACCUUGGUUGUCCCUCCGGUUCUCGAUCACCAUGCUGUUGCUCUCGGUAGUUGCCCCAAGUAUGUUUCCAUGGCUGACAUUGUUGAUAUAUCAUCAUUAGUUUCUUCUUCUUUAGUUCGAGUCAUAGAUUUCAGGGUUUUUAUAUCCUUAUGGUGCAAUGUGAACGUAGAUUUUGCUUGCUACAAUGAGUUGGAUAAGCAUGCCUCUUUGCUUGAAAGACUAAAGCAAUGUGGAUCUCUAGUAUCUGGGCUCAAUGGUGAUGUUAAGUGUUUAUAUGCUGUUAAUGAAGACUGCAGAACUACUGUUUGGACAUACCAAAGUG